AUGCCUAAGAAGGCAGUGACCUAUGAUGAUGUGCAUAUCAACUUCACUGAGGAAGAGUGGAAUUUGCUGGAUCCUUCCCAGAAGAAUCUCUACAAAGAUGUGAUGCUGGAGACCUACAGGAACCUCACUACUAUAGGAUACUUUUGGGAAGAACAUAAUAGUAAAGAACAUUGUCAACGUUCUAGAAGACAUGAAAGGACACAGACUGAAGAGAAACCCUGUGAAUGUAAUCAGUGUGGUAAAGCCUUUACUCAAAACAGUGUUCUUCAAACUCAUAAAGGAACACAAACUGGAGAAAAAACCUAUGAAUGUAAGCAGUGUGGUAAGGCCUUUGCUGGACCCAGUGCUCUUCAAAUACAUGAAAGAACAUAUACUAGGGAGAAACCCUAUGAAUGUCAUCAGUGUGGUAAGGCCUUUGCACGUCAAGGCAAUCUUCAAACGCAUAAAAGAACACACAGUGGAGAGAAGCCCUAUGAAUGUAAUCAGUGUGGUAAGGCCUUUGCUCGCCACAGUACUCUUCUAAUACAUGAAAGAACACAUACGGGAGAGAAACCCUAUGAAUGUCAUCAGUGUGGUAAGGCCUUUGCAUGUCAAGGCAAUCUUCAAACGCAUAAAAGAACACACAGUGGAGAGAAGCCCUAUGAAUGUAAUCAGUGUGGUAAGGCCUUUGCUCGCCACAGUACUCUUCUAAUACAUGAAAGAACACAUACUGGAGAGAAACCCUAUGAAUGUAGUCAGUGUGGUAAGGCCUUUGCUGAAAACAGUACUCUUCAAAAGCAUAAAAGCACACAUACUGGAGAGAAACCCUAUGCAUGUAGUCAGUGUGGUAAGGCCUUUGCUCACCACAGUGCUCUUCUAAUACAUAAAAGAACACAUACUGGAGAGAAACCCUAUGAAUGUAAUCAGUGUGGUAAGGCCUUUGCUCAACACAGUGCUCUUCUAAUACAUGAAAGAACACAUACUGGAGAGAAACCCUAUGAAUGUCAUCAGUGUGGUAAGGCCUUUGCAUGUCAAGGCAGUCUUCAAACGCAUAAAAGAACACACAGUGGAGAGAAGCCCUAUGAA
This is a messenger RNA of Chionomys nivalis (European snow vole), 1065 nucleotides long. Its product is annotated as zinc finger protein 431-like. The annotation marks the transcript as partial. NCBI's taxonomy places the organism in Eukaryota, Metazoa, Chordata, Mammalia, Rodentia, Cricetidae. The record is from RefSeq and is a predicted model, not a curated record. Gene Ontology annotation, biological process: regulation of DNA-templated transcription. The transcript is spliced from 4 exons.